AUUUUUAUAACUAGUGUGAAGUUGUCGCGAAUGGAAAUCGUAAUAAAACUUAAAACGUUGCACAAAUCAAAACAAACUACGAUGUGGUAUGAACACUGUUUUUCCUCAAUGAAACAAAACUGGUCUAUGGGAUUUCCAGACCCACCUUAUAGAUUUAAGAGAGGCAAGAGUUUGUCAUCAUAUUCCGACCCUAGAGGUAUAUUUAAACAUUCUUUCUUCAUUCAGAAAUUACAUUUGACCAGUUUCAAUACGAGUUACGACAUAAUUCCCAAAUAACUAAAUACCACAAAAUUAAAAACAAAAAGACCCAACAUUGUGAUGUCUGAUAAAAAGAAAGUUCUGUUUGUAUGUUUGGGGAAUAGUUGUAGGUCACCCAUAGCGGAGGGAGUGUUUCAGAAAACCGUAGAAAAGAUGGGUGCCAGGGAUGAAUGGGAGAUAGAUAGUGCCGGCAUAGCUGACUGGAAUGUUGGACGAACACCAACAACUAGAGCAACUAACACAAUGAAGAAACAUGAUAUAAAAUACCAUAAUGUUGGCAGACAGAUAGUCACUGAAGAUUUCAACCAUUAUGACUAUAUAUUUGGAAUGGAUGACAUGAAUAUAAAGGACCUUCAUGAGCUUGCUCCACCCGGGAGCAGGGCCAGGAUACUCCUGUUAGGGGAUUUUGAUCCGGAUGGUGAAAGGAUUAUUAGAGACCCUUAUUUUGAUGGCAAUGAUUUAGGUUUUGAAAAGUGUUACCAACAAGCUGUGAGAAGUAUAAAAGGAUUUUUGGAACAACUAGCAAAUGGUUCUGUUUAAUAUAUUAUUUGAUAUAUACACAUAUAUAUUGAAUAUAAAUUACCUAACUGUAAUAUUAAAACAGUUUUAUAGUGAGGUGCCUUGAAAAUUUUAAGUUAUUUUCUAUUCAAAGGAGUACUUAAUAUGUUAAAACACGAUUUUUAUAUUAUACAUAUUUAAAUAAAUAUUUAUUUGUAAUAGUAA
Molecule: messenger RNA, 981 nt
Organism: Danaus plexippus (monarch butterfly)
Lineage: Eukaryota; Metazoa; Arthropoda; Insecta; Lepidoptera; Nymphalidae
Product: low molecular weight phosphotyrosine protein phosphatase-like
Exons: 5
Coding region: 319-798 (159 amino acids)
Biological process (GO): protein dephosphorylation
Cellular component (GO): cytoplasm
Molecular function (GO): non-membrane spanning protein tyrosine phosphatase activity; acid phosphatase activity
Source: RefSeq, a predicted model, not a curated record